GAGGAGUCCCAGCGUAAUAAGGUCCCAGACAAGUGUCCCCGGCCCCGAGUGAGACCCUGUAGCCCGUUCUCUGUGCCAGUGGCCUGUGCCCGGGCUUGGCCGGCUAGGGCAGGGGAAAUGUUGCAGGAGGAGUCGGAUCUGUCCCUCAUUAUUGCCCAGAUAGUCCAAAAGCUUAAGGGCUCCAAUCUGUACGCUCAGCUGGAACGGCAGGCCUGGGCCAGCCUUCAGAGACCUGAGAUUAAACUUGAAUCAUUAAAAGAAGACAUUAAGGAAUUCUUUAAAGUAUCAGGUUGGGAGAAGAAACUUCAGAAUGCUGUUUAUAGUGAACUGAAUGUGUAUCCUUUACCUAGUCAUCCUGCUGCACCUCCCGAACAUCUCAAAGAGCCUUUGGUAUACAUGAGGAAAGCCCAGGGAAGUUGGGAAAAAAGAAUUUUGAAGAGUUUAAAUAGUAUGUGCACUGAACUGAGUAUCCCAUUGGCACGAAAGAGACCAGUUGGAGAACAAAAAGAACUUCUAAAUAAAUGGAAUGAGAUGGGAACUGAUGAACCAGAUUUAAGCCUUUUCCGACCUGUUUACGCACCUAAGGAUUUUCUUGAGGAGAUAUCCUGCAAUGUUAUUCUUCCAUCUUCUUCAAAAUCUUGUCAACUUCUGUUUUUAAAAGCGUUGGAGUUCAUUCUAAAAAUUUCCCUGGUAUUAAUUAAUCUUCGCAACCCAAAUUAUGAAAAUGGUGAUUCUCUUAGUUUCAGGACUCACUUGGGUUUAAUCCAAGUUCCUCUGAAAGUAAAAGAUAUUCCUGAAUUGAAAGAAUGCUUUGCAGAACUUGGCUUAAAUACAGGACAACUGGGCAUAGAUGAUUCUACACAAGUGCCUCCUGAACUUUUUGAAAAUGAACAUGUGCGUAUUGGGCAAAAAGUUCUAGCAGAACAAGAUAGUGCUGCUGCUCAACAGUAUAUCAGACAAGGAAGUCCCACAGCACUAAGAGCUGAAUUGUGGGCUCUCAUUUUGAAUAUUUCCAGUCAACCUGAGGACAUCUUGUAUUAUGAGCAGCUUAAGAUGAAUGUGAUACAACAUGACCUUUUGGUGGACAGUCUAAUAUAUAAAGAUGUGAAGUUGACAGCAAGCAAUGAUGAUUAUUAUUUUGUAUUUGAAGAUUAUUUAUAUCAGGUAUUACUUUGUUUUUCCCGGGAUACGUCUGUAUUGGGUCACUUUGCAUACAACAGUGCUUCACCACCGAAAUCAUACAUAAGAGGAAAACUAGGAUUAGAAGAAUAUGCCGUCUUUUAUCCACCAAAUGGUGUCAUCCCUUUUCAUGGAUUUUCCAUGUAUGUUGCACCACUUUGUUUUCUGUAUCAUGAACCUUACAAAUUGUAUCAGAUAUUCCGUGAGAUGUAUGUACGUUUUUUCUUCAGACUCCAUUCCAUCUCUUCUCAUCCUUCUGGUAUUGUGUCACUCUGUUUGCUAUUUGAAACCCUUCUUCAAACAUAUCUCCCUCAACUCUUCUAUCAUCUUCGAGAAAUUGGAGCUCAACCACUUCGCAUAUCAUUUAAAUGGAUGGUUCGAGCUUUCUCUGGAUACUUAGCUACAGAUCAGCUUUUGCUUUUGUGGGAUAGAAUCCUAGGCUAUAACUCUCUGGAAAUUCUUGCUGUCCUGGCAGCUGCCGUGUUUGCUUUCCGAGCAGUGAACCUGAUGGAGGUGACAUCACUGGCUGCAGCUGAAGCAGUUCUUGCUGAUCUUUCUACUUUAAAAGUUAUGCCUCUUCUUCAAAUUUUCCUGUUUGCUACUGUCACUUGAUUUCUUCAAGGUUGUUGACAAGACAUAUAGUUUUUCAUUAGAAACUAAUCAUGAACUAUGCAAAUUAUGCAUAAAACCAAAAUUAAACUUUGCAUAUAAGCCAAUAAAGAUCAUGUUUCCUCCUCAGUUAAAGCUAAGUAGUUUUUCACUUUUUGAAACAAUAACUUUGCACACCAAAUAUUGCAUUGCAUGCAGCUGAUUUUCAAAAGAGAAGCAAUAGACAUAACUUUUGCUAAAUUGAGCUUACUAUAUGUGUAAUCCUGACUUGUUAAAGGCAUGUAAGAAUAUAUGCAAUAAGAACUAAAGAUACUGUAAUAAACUUCAAGAGGUCAUGUAGCUUCUUGGACAAUUCUUUUAUGUCAGUUUAUAAACUUAUCCCUAGAUAAUGUAUUAUAAAUGUCUUACAAAUUGCUCUUCACCCAGAUCCAGCAGGGGAGAUAUGGUGUGAGAAGGCUUGAAAAAGAUAAGGCUUUUAAGUAGGAAUCCAAACGUAUUUUGGUAUUAGCAACUUCUCACUCACUAGGGAUUUUCUACCCUCUACAUUUUAUUUCUCGCUUAAACAUCUCUACUGGGAAAAGUUUAAUACCAUUUUCUCCAUCUGGCAAUAUUUUAUUCUUUACUCUCUGAAAGUCAGAAUAUUAUACAGGUUUCCCUCUGCACUUCUCAACCUUCCAUCUUUGUUUAGAAGCCUGGACACUGCUGAGGCCUAUUGUCAGGUUCUUUUUUUCUAGAAGAAUACAAAGGAGACACUCCAGGGAAUGAAGGAAAUCAACCAAAAUCAUAUCUGUUGCUGCUGGAGCUUGAGUUAACAAGAUCCACUUCUAGGCCGAGCCGCUGAGAUAACACCACGUGUAGGUAGUAGGCAUUCAAUCCAGAACUGAAGACAAGUCAUUGUGUCGUAUUUUGGUUUUUACUAUAAGUCAAGGGUCUUAUUUUAUAUUACUUUCUAAAGACUUACUUUUUCAGUAAUAUGGAAUAAUAAUAUGUGAAAAAAAUCCAAAAACCAUUGUCUUUUGACUGUAGAUUCAAAGUCAAGAGGCUGAUCACUUCAGUAAAAGUUUAAAUCAAUAGAUUAAGACUCUUAUUGACUAAGAUUCUAUUAAACUUUAUCUAAAUUUAUUUCAUGAAUAUUUUAUUUUGACAGUAUAUGUUAGGAAAUGUAUGAAAAUUAGCACAAAACUUCAAAGGUGGUGAAGUUUAGUGUAACUAAUUUAUUGAUUUGAAAAUCUAUUUAUGUACAUUUAUUCAUCAGGUAUUUGUUGACUUACUAAGGAGUAAAUAUUGUGAUUGAUUUUGUUUUUUCCAUGCUGACAAUCAAACCUGAUUGAUUCUUUAAAAAUCCCAUUUUACUACUUUUGAAGAUGACACAUUUAUAAUAUGCUUUGCCGUUGAACAUGUGCAAAUGCACAUACAUGAAAAGGAUAAGUACACAUCUAUGACUAUUGUCACUCACCUUCCCUCAUUCUGAGAAAAAUGGCAAGAAUACUGGGAAGGAAGUUUGGUUUAAAUGAUCACUGUCAAAUGUGUACAGAUAAUACCAUAUUUGGCUUCCUUCUUUAGAAUAUUCAGAAGAUUUUUUAAAGGAGACAAUAUAGUCUAGUCCAGAAUAUUGGGGAAUUUGUCCUUAGCUAUAAGUACCUAAAUAAUUAAAUCUCUAUUAACUGUAAUUCAGGGUGGGAGAGUAAUAGGCAGUAGAAAAAUUUUAUAUCUGUUCUGUUUAUAAGAUUAUAUAAGAACAAAUGAAGAAGUAUAUUUGAAAGUGAUUUUUUAAACUACAAAGCACCAAGCAAAUAUAAGAUAUGGUUGAUAACUAAUUUCAUAUGUGACAUUUUUGAAUCAAAUAGUACAGAUAAUAUACAAAGAAUGCCCAAUUAUUUUAACAUUUAUAUUAUUUUUCUUGAUAAUUUGAGACUGUGUCGGUAAGAAAAUAAGUAGACUGUGAUGUAGCAGAGUCUUUCUUUUGGUACAGGUGGCUCUAGGCAGUAAUUCUGAAUCUUAAUCCCAAAACCAAACCUGCUAGGCAACCACAUUUUACUGCUACCGCAAAUCUCUCUGCUGCUCUUUGCUACUUAUUAGAAUACUUGAUGGAGAAAUCAGGCUCUUCCUCACUCCAUCUCUAACUGCACGUUCUCACACUACCUCGCUUGGCUUCCUUCCAUUUACAUUCUCCUGUGUCAUCUCCUAUCUGCCACUGACACGUCUGCACUGCCAGUGAUCCCAGGAUCUGAGUGACCAGUGGUAACUAUUCUACCUGUGGCCAUUGUCACUGAUGAUGAAAUAGCAUGGGCGAAUUAUGUUUGACUCUGCUAGAUUUUAACUGACUCACUAAUGUAAUGUGCUUUGACCUUAUAUUUGGAAGAAUUUAUUUAAUAAUCUUUUUUUCAAAACGUGUGGUAAUGGAGUGUUCUGCAUAAUUGAAAUUUCCAGCUUGUCUUAACUGCAUAGCACCUCAUCACACUCAGCAUGCACUCUGUCCUGUUUCCCAAGGAAACUAGAAACCAUUAGGCCUGAGCUUCCUCAGCCUUCUACUUCAAAACUUAACUCUGUUCCCCAGACUUAAUUUCUAACUUCUUAAGAAGUAUCUAAUCUAGUCCUAUAGUUCUGUAAAUGCAGAUUUGAUUGGGUCAUUUCUAUGUCUAAAAAAAUUUCACCAACUCCUCAUUGCUUAAAGGGUAAGUCCAGAUUCUGUAGCAUAACAGGAAUAAUUCUUCACAGCUGGAUCUUUCCAUUACUAUGCUCCCACACUGAUCAGUUAUCCUAAACUUUAGCAUCACCAGAUUGCAUGCUGGUCCUAGACCAGCUGCAGCUUUUCAUUUUGUCUCUGCCAGAAGGAUCCUCUCCAUUUUUUAAGAUACCCCUCAAAAACUCUCCUCUGUUGUAAAGAUAUCCUGGAGCUUAUAAAUUAGAAUUAUUCCCCCUUCUUUGUUCUCAUAAAACUGUUCAUCUGCUUAUA
Molecule: messenger RNA, 4744 nt
Organism: Sciurus carolinensis (gray squirrel)
Lineage: Eukaryota; Metazoa; Chordata; Mammalia; Rodentia; Sciuridae
Gene: Tbc1d19
Product: TBC1 domain family member 19
Exons: 22
Coding region: 118-1791 (557 amino acids)
Source: RefSeq, a predicted model, not a curated record